ACAGCGCCAGUUAGUUUUUUACACAAUGCGCAUGCUCAUCCGCGCUGAUCUUUGUUGUUACAUUUCCAAUAUGGCGCUUAGUAAGACAUUUGGACAAAAACCUGUCAAAUUUCAGCUUGAAGAAGAUGGAGAUUAUUAUAUGAUUGGGUCAGAGGUAGGAAAUUACCUGCGUAUGUUCAGAGGUUCCUUGUAUAAGAGAUACCCAUCACUAUGGAGGAAACUGGCAUCAGUGGAGGAGCGGAAGAAAAUAGUGGAAUCAUCACACGAUCAUGGUUACACAACCUUAGCUACCAGCGUGACCCUUCUGAAGGCAUCAGAGGUAGAGGAGAUAUUCGAAGGAAACGAUGAGAAGUACAAAGCUAUCUCCAUCAGCACAGAGCCCCCAGCUUACCUCAGGGAGCAGAAGGGUAAGCGGAAUAGUCAGUGGGUCCCCACGCUACCCAACAGCUCUCAUCACCUGGAUGCUGUCCCCUGCUCCACCACUAUCAACCGCAGCCGCUUAGGCCGAGACAAGAAGAGGACCUUCCCGCUCUGUUUUGAUGACCAUGAUCCUGCAGUGAUCCAUGAGAAUGCCACCCAGUCUGAGGUUCUGGUUCCAAUCCGACUGGACAUGGAGAUAGAGGGGCAGAAGCUUAGGGAUGCUUUCACCUGGAAUAUGAAUGAGAAGCUCAUGACUCCUGAAAUGUUUGCGGAGAUCCUGUGUGACGACCUGGACCUGAACCCCUUGGCCUUUGUCCCGGCCAUUGCCUCAGCCAUCCGCCAGCAGAUAGAGUCCUAUCCCACAGACAGCAUCCUGGAUGAACAGACUGACCAGAGGGUCAUCGUCAAGCUAAACAUCCACGUUGGAAACAUCUCGCUCGUGGACCAGUUUGAGUGGGAUAUGUCAGAAAGGGAGAACUCCCCAGAGAAGUUUGCCCUGAAACUGUGCUCGGAGCUGGGCCUAGGGGGAGAGUUUGUCACCACCAUUGCUUACAGCAUCCGAGGACAACUUAGUUGGCACCAGAGGACAUACGCUUUCAGUGAGAACCCGCUGCCCACGGUAGAGAUAGCCAUCCGGAACACAGGUGAAGCUGACCAGUGGUGCCCACUGCUGGAGACACUGACAGAUGCAGAGAUGGAGAAGAAGAUCAGGGACCAGGAUAGAAACACUCGGCGCAUGAGACGACUGGCAAACACAUGGUAGUUGAUGCAAGUGGAAUGUCUUGCUCCUUCAACAAGACCGACAGUAGGCCAUUUGAUGAAGUACGAGAGUGUUGGGACUUGCUAUGCUAACAGCAUUAACACAGGCAUUGCUUCAGCCUGUUUACCAGAGCAGGUCCUCCUCUUCACCGAUCACCUCAGCUCUCUACACAGCCUCUACUCCACCACUCCAUGUGUUUAUUUGAGCAAAGCUCCACCACAAACACCCCCUACAAUGUGCUCCCUCCCCUUCCCCUGUGUGGUGAACCUGUUCCCACUUUGACGACUGACUCUUCUACCCACCCACAGAGGAGUGAAAAAACACAGGAAAACUCAGACAAUAUAUUCUGUUAUGUUGUAUUUGUUGUCUUUUUGUACAUUUGAAUAAUUCUUACAAAAAUAAAAGUGAAAUGAUCUUGA
Messenger RNA from Oncorhynchus mykiss (rainbow trout), 1599 nucleotides. Its product is annotated as SWI/SNF-related matrix-associated actin-dependent regulator of chromatin subfamily B member 1. The record is from RefSeq and is a predicted model, not a curated record. Gene Ontology annotation, biological process: chromatin remodeling. Lineage: Eukaryota; Metazoa; Chordata; Actinopteri; Salmoniformes; Salmonidae. Gene Ontology annotation, cellular component: nuclear chromosome.